AUGCCUCUGGGCAUGCACUGCAAGCCCUGGUACAGAGACAAUCUACCUUCCAAGUGUUUUGCGAAACACAAGGUUCUCAAAUUCCCCACCUCCCUGGAUGGUAAGCGGUGGAGAUUUGUGAGAGAGGGGCUGGACGACUUCAGGAAGGGCUGCCCGCCUUGUGACGAUCUGAUCACUCGUGGCCCUAAGAAGGGCUUCCUCCCCGUGAUUCCGCAAAAAGUGCCCCAACCUGCCCCCCCGAAGAGCCACAAAGUGGUGGUCAAGGAUGCAGGCCUGUUUUCCAAGCUCUCGCCAGCCCAGCUUGAGCGGAAGGCAUUCAUGGCGGACGUCGACGCCCACCUGACGCGGCAUCCCUUGGCUAUGUUCCCGGAUUUGGAUGCAGACAUACCUGCAGAUCUCCUACUGAAGGUGCUGCAAGUGCUCGAUCCUGACAGGAAGCUGGAGGACACAUGGGCCUACUGCGAGGGCACCAAGAAAAGGAGGAAUCCCCCAAAAAGAGUUCCUAAUACUCAUUAUGCAAAUGCCUACUUAGACCCUCCCAAGAAGAUUCCUGGGGCAUGUCCUAACAAUUUGUUUCGUUCGGAAAUGUCAAACAAGGGUUUACGCAAGCUUCUUUCUCAACGUAGAAGAGCUCCGAGAAAAGUUCGUGAAUUUUGUAAAUGGGUUGCUAGUUUUGGAGACUUGGGCAUUGAUGAAGACUUCAUCAUGAAACUUUUCGAUGUUAGCCUUGAAUACAAACCAACUCUGGAAACUGCUUCCAUGAAGAAAAUAAACCAGAUUCCUUUGGAGCUAAUGUACAACAUAGACUUACGUCUCCUGAAGGAGAUGGAAUUCUCUUCAGGUGAAGAAAACUGGGAGAGAAAAAUGCAGAAGCCAAAGGAUCCUUAUAAACCCAAACCUAUGAAGAUAAGGUAUGGUGCAUGGUAUCUAAAGCCCCAUUUGUGGAAAAAGCUAAUAAAUGAUGAACCUUUGAUUGAUCCCAAGGUCUUACAUGAAAGAAUUUUUGGAAAAGAGCCUCCUGAGCCAGACAUUCUUGAAGACCUUUAUGGAACAAUUGCCUUUAAAGAUUUCAUUUUAAGCAAAGGCUAUAGGAUGCCAGUCCUCCUUGAGAGGUUGUUUACCAGGAAGGGAUGGAGAUAUGACUCUGUUAAUACUCCCAUGGAAAGAGCAAUGCGCCUCCAUGCACUCAAAGAUGAUGAUGAUGAGGAG
Molecule: messenger RNA, 1209 nt
Organism: Condylura cristata (star-nosed mole)
Lineage: Eukaryota; Metazoa; Chordata; Mammalia; Eulipotyphla; Talpidae
Product: protein FAM47A-like
Exons: 1
Source: RefSeq, a predicted model, not a curated record